AUGGAAAUUGUUAUUAUUCCAGAUACAAAUAUAUUAUUAGAACACCAAGCGUUAUUAUCAAAAUUUAUAAAUGAUACACAUCCGUUUAAUAUAGAAGUGUUAAUUUUAAAAAUUGUAGUAGAUGAGAUCGACAGACUAAAACCUAUAAAUUAUAAAGCUCAAGAAGCAAACAAGUUUAUACAAAAUAAUUUAUCAAAAAGCAUACUAUCAAUUGAAGGACAGAUUAAAAAAAAUAGUAUGGAAAUACUUACUGAAAUUGGUGAUAUGCAAAAAUUACGAACAGUCGAUGAUAAAAUUGUAUACACAACUUCUUGUAUAAAUAAUGCAGUUCUUUUAAGUGCUGAUAGAAACAUAUUUUUAAAAUGCAAAUCACAAAAUGUUAAAUGUGUUUUUGUAGAAAAUGACGAUUAUAUGAGCAUAAAAUUAGAAGUUUUUAUGUGUCAAACCUCUAUAGAACCAAUGGAAGUAGUUGUAGAAAAGGUAGAUUCUAAUAAGAUGAGAAUAGUACUAGGUAUUAUAAAACCAUGUGUAGAAAUGAUUUUAAUAAAAAAUAUUGGACCAGGAUAUAAAGUCAUGUUUGAAAAAAAUGUACAGGAUGCAGAUCUCUGUCAAUUAGUUGAUAUUUGUAUUAAAAAUUUCUCUUUAUUUGAUGGAUAUUUGCACAGAUCUUCAAAAAAUGUCUUAAAUGAUAUUUAUAAAGUUUUAAAAGAAGAAACAGAUGAAAAUAAGAAAAACCAAUCACUUCGAAAUUUAUUAACAAUAUUUAAAAUUGAUUAUCAAUUAUAA
This is a messenger RNA of Vairimorpha ceranae, 786 nucleotides long. RefSeq lists its product as hypothetical. Lineage: Eukaryota; Fungi; Microsporidia; Nosematidae. Bases 1 to 786 code for a protein of 261 amino acids. The transcript has a single exon. The record is from RefSeq and is a predicted model, not a curated record.